AUGCAGGAUGUUGGCAAUAUAAGCAGAGUGGCAGUGGUGCAUGAAACAAGACAGCUGCUGGCAGGGCUAGUGCACGGUGUAUCACGCAGUUCUACGUCACUAGUGAAGAGUGUCAGUUCUACAUCACUAGUGAAGAGUGUCAUUCAGUUCUACAUCACUAGUGAAGAGUUACUUAGUUCUACACUCGCUGCCUCUCACUUUCAACCAAGUACUGGGUUGAUCAUGAAGGUGAUAUUCACUAUAAUGACAGCUUGUCUAGCAGUGCAGGUCGCUGCCUCUACAAUCUCAAGGCGAUCCACGGACUCUACUGGCACCCUGGACACAAGUUCCAGUAUUGUUAUGCCAGGUAGGCACCAGUUAACCCCUAAGAGGCAGGCAUCUCACAGCACUGCAGCAGCCACUGCUAAGAAACUUCCUGAGCAAGGUGAUCCCAUCGGUGGCUCCAUCGUGUUUAGUGAGUCAGAGUUAGUAUCUGCAGGAGGCAAGAGUAUAGUCAAGUCUGUCUCCAGCAACAACGCAACUCAGACACCCUCAGUCUUUUUCCCAGGAGAAAAGAGAGGCACUAACAAUGCCGGCAUCGUGUUUCCUACAGAGACCACAAUCAAUACUGUGUCAAACAGAGGUACUUGUUCAAUGGAAUAUGCAAGUACGAUGGUGAACGGUGUGUGCGAGCGCUUCUUGACACAAGGUCAAUGUGCACAGGGUGAGUGGUUGCUACUGCGUGAAGCAGGACCAGUGUGUGUACCUCGACCUUGUCCCUUCGGGCAGCUCUUCUACAAUAAACGAUGUGUCAACGUAACAGACGUCUCCGUGUGUAGAGAAGGACAAAUGCUGUACGUUGAUUUCUCCGGUUUCAGCAUGUGUGACUGCGAGCCCGGGUAUAUUUAUGACGCACUCAGCGGUAAAUGCUAUGCUCGCCAUGAUAAGGGACCCUGUGGCUUCGGCGAGUACGUGGAGAUGUCGGUGACAGGUGAACUAGACUGUGUCCCCAGCCCGUGUCGUUUAGACGGUUUCGUGAAAGAUAGCGUCACUAAGCGUUGUUACCGCAAGACGUACCGCGGCUUCUGCGAAGAUAACAUCAUUUUUCACCGUGAGAACAAUACAGCCGAGUGUCCAUUCGUUGAUAUAAGAAAUAUUUUGGAUGUGGUCACCCUGCGAGCAUGUCCUCCUGGCUCCCUCCGUGAUUUUCUAAACGAGUGCCGCCAGCAAUUCAUCAUCCCUGGUUCCACCUCCUCGUCUGCUUUUAACAACAGAUGUAGUGGUGGCUUCGUCAUGGACUCCAGAGGAACAUGUCGCCGCGCCACCAAGUUACUAGGUUGAGACAACACUUUAGCCGUGUUGAGGCUUAUGUACGUGGCGGUAGUGGCGUUUAGAGACCUAGGCAGGUACCGCCCACUGCCUGUAAAAGACCACUGGUACCUCUGUGUGCGUAUUUCGAACUGUGUACAAGAAACUCUUGGUACUUUCAACAGCUCUUUUCAAAGAUGUUUCUCGUGACUCCUCUGCCUAUAUGUGUGUGAGUUGAAGAUCUCGGUACUUCCAGCCUGCAAGAUGUAGGUUCCUGGGUACCUAGUGCUGGGUAUGGUUCCUUUAGCUCUGCACGAUGUAGGUUCCUGGGUACCUAGUGCUGGGUAUGGUUCAUCUAGCCCUACACGAUGUAGGUUCCUGGGUGCCUAGUGCUGGGUAUGGUUCCACAAUCACCCAUAACAAGGUGAACUACGAGAGUCAGUCUCAACUCUGCUAUCAACAGUGUUGUUAAUGAUUCGCUACAAUUAUGACUUAUUGUUAAUUAUAAUUUGUGUAACAAAAUUGGAGUUAAUAAUAAUUAACAUUAUUAUUAUUAUUAUUAUUAUUAUUAUUAUUAUUA
Cherax quadricarinatus is the source of this 1867-nucleotide messenger RNA. RefSeq lists its product as uncharacterized. The record is from RefSeq and is a predicted model, not a curated record. NCBI's taxonomy places the organism in Eukaryota, Metazoa, Arthropoda, Malacostraca, Decapoda, Parastacidae.